Molecule: messenger RNA, 4396 nt
Organism: Amoebophrya sp. A25
Lineage: Eukaryota; Dinophyceae; Syndiniales; Amoebophryaceae
Source: the annotation of a GenBank genome assembly
AAGACCUCAUAGAGGAGGAAAGCUUUGUUUUUGAUGAGAAAGAAGAACUUCUUCGAAAAACAGCAGAUUUGCACUUGAAGAACACUGCUACGAUGUCAACGCCGAGCCUGCUGAUGACAGGCGACUUCGCCUCCCCUCUACAUUCUUCGCCAGGAGAUAACAUAUUGGAUUCUGCCACUCUAGGGGAUGAUUUUGAAGACGCGGAUCAACUCAUGCAGAGUGCUAAAGAGGGCGCUGAAGAUGUGACUGUGAAGAACAACAACAAGGCUGAUGUUGCCUCUAGCUCUAGAUCUAGUUGUGCGACUUCUACAACCACUGAUGUUGUUGGAGAAGCGGCCACGUGCACGUCUACGAAGCACCAGGACAAGUCUGCAUCUUCCACUGCUGAACAAUCUGAACCUCUUGACAAAGCAACAAGCAAGCAAAGGCGUGCGAGUCUCCUUGCCGCAAGCUUGAAUCUGCAAAGUCCUACUGCAGACGAUGAUGCUUUUCCGCCUAAGGAACAAGCUGGCCGUGAAGAGGACCACGAAAAUCAGGAUGCUGGCGCACUUCCCUUGACUUUGUACUUACGACUAGCGACUAGAACUCCUCUCAUUUUUUGCUUUUUAUCAUUUCGAAUGAGAUGUAAGAGACAGACCGAUAGAUCGUUUUCGUUUUCUUUGAGUUUGAUGUAUCUCCUCAUCUAAUUUGAUCUCCAUCACUCAACGACGAGACCAACAAUAUUGCAGAGGCUGGUGAGCACGACGAUCGACUUUCUAGCCCAACUGCAGGAACAGCUAAAGAGGAACAAGAUGUUUCUUCUCCUAGAAAUAACAAAAAUACCACUUCUAGUGCUUCAUGUAGUACAACCGCUGCCAGCACAACCCGCAGUCCUCCGAUCAUCACAACCUUGCUCUUCGAUCCUUCUGCGUUGAGUGGGCCUCUGGGUCAAGAUGGUCACGUAACUCUGGUAGCCGAAAUCGAACUGUUUCAAAACUGCUUACUCCAACUUCACCAUGAGCGCUGCUUGCCUACCGAAAGGGUGUUGCGUCAGAAAGUCCCCGCGUCGAUAUCAGCCAUCACCUUCAUCCGCAUGUACAACUUGUUGCCGGAAUACUGUGUGCAGAAGAUCGGGUUGUGGGCCGGUUCAUCGACUGCUACGAGUGGAGGUGCUACGGCGGGUGGAAGUAAUGAAGGAGGAGGCGCAAAUAAUGGCGGCGAUGGGGACGACACGUAUGAGGAAGUAGCAGGAAAACCGCGUUUGGUUGUAACUUUUCGUCGUACGUUGAAGGAGUUUGAAGGCAAAGGGUGGAUUUUUUGUGACGGCCUCAGCGAGAAAGACACACUAGAUGCUGGCCUGAACGACGUACGUGCGAUCACCUCUACUAGUGCCGUGAACAAGUCUCUACUUUGCCGUGCUUGGGCGAAUUUGUCAAUGAAAAUGACCAACAAGAAAGAACUAGUAGUUGUAGAAGAGGAAGAGAAAAACAACGUGUCUGCGGCUAAACAAGCAGAAGAUGGAUCCGAUCGAGGCCAGCAUGGGCAUGGUGAAGCAACUGCAGUGACGGAGACUUUGCCUUCUAUUGGGGAACAAGCUGAAGUAGGCCAAGAGUCUUCUAAAACGUCUGCAACCACAACUACAAACCCCAACACCAGCGAUAAAAAGAUUUCUUGUUCAGCCCUAAGUUACGCCUGGUUACUGCGUGAAGAUGGCCUCUACAGCACCGCCAGACUGCUGGUCGAGAUGGAACCAAGCCUGUUACCUGACGACAAAAGUGACGAAGUAACCCUUGGACACAUCUGUCUUGCACUACAGGAGCUUGCGAAAGAAAGAAAAAUUGCCUUUCGACGGCCUUCUACGACAUGUAGUGUUAAGAGGACCACUAGACUCUUAAUUCAUCUUUGAGAGCAUCCCUGAAAAGUAUUCUCGUCCUCGCGAUACUACACUUCAAGAAUGCACAGCAAAGAUGAAUUUCGGACACCCCUAAUGUUGACCCAAAAGGUGCCGUUCAUUGGGUACUAGAAAGCGACGUCUUGGAAGACGAGUUGGUGUCCGAGAAGGAAGCGGAUGAACACCGAACUGGAGGCCCACCAUCAGCAGGUGGAGGAGCUGGAUCUUCUGGAGGCACUAGCACAAGACCACUCACGACCACGAGAAAAGAUUAUACAAAGUCCUCGACGUCCGAAAGACCGGAAACAAAAAUUAACACCUGCCAUAACAACAAGAACAGCAACAAGAACUACACUAGGAGUCACAACGAAGAACAAGAUCGUGGACGGUAUUGGAACUACGCGAGAGACAGUUGUGGAAGUAGAAGCUAUUAUGAUCACAAAACAGGCAUCUGGAGACGGGAGGAUGAUUACCAUGACAGUUAUGACGGAGAUCAUGGAGAUGGACACUACUACUAUAGAAGCCAACAUUAUGGAGGUAGAGGUGGCGGCUCCGAUUUCUAUUCGUAUUCGUCCAUGUACAACUAUAACCUCCGAACUAGAGAUGAUCAUACUUCAGGUCGUGGAGAUGACUUCUACUACCAAGGAAGAUACUCCUACGAAGAUUUCGAUUCUUACGACUCCUACGAAUACGACUACUACAACUACAAGAACAACAUCAACCGUCGGCACUCGGACGAGGAUGAACCUGCGUACUACAACAAUCGUGACUACUCUUCCCAGUUUAAUAUGGAAGUCUCAUCGACGACGUCUAAAAAGUUUGAUACAACUUCUGUUAAGGCGAAGAAUAUAUGUGUCAGUGCUUGAGUAGUGUUUCAGUAGAGCUAGAGUGGAAGAAAGGAAAAUGCAAGUAUUCUCAUGCUGUUAGUAGAAAGAUAUCGUGCACCUAGCAAUGCAGUUCUUCUACAUAAUGCUGACUAAAAUAAAACAACCGGUUAGUUUUUACCUCUAUACAUAGGCUUAGCCCUUCAAACGAUACAUAAUGCUGAUGCACAGGCAUACUAAUCAUCUCUAACUACAUUAAAAGAGCAGGAGCUCCUUCUCGCACUUCUACCGACGUGGCGCAGCUGAGCACAAAAGAACGAUACAUCGAAGACGCACUUGUUUCUUCUUUAGAACAGUUGUUGAACCGUUACCCUGCUGGCCUGUCACUCGACGUAGUCGCAUCGAAAUUGUGGGAUCACUGUGGUUUGGAUCUACAUGGAUUGUUUGCGAAAUUUAAGGUAUAAGUAAAUUUUCUGAAGAUUUUUGAGUAAGUAGACUAGUACUAGGAGAAUAUGCAUUUACUUGUUACAACUGUUACUCCUUGGAAAUCUAAAUGACAUUUAACGUAUCUCGACGACCCUUCUUCUAACACCCUCGGCCUCCUCGAAGGAAGCAAGAUGCAACCUGGGCAGAGCGCGGAACGACGUGUCUCGAUCGAGCUCAUACAGAUGUUACAGAACUCGAGAGAACUCGCAUUUAUUUGCGAAGUCGUCAGCAAGUCUGACUCUUUUUGGAUUCAACCGACACCUAGACGCAAGAAAAUGGCGAUGGUGGUUCAGUAAUGGGUGACUGGUAGAGGUUGAUGAAAUGCUGGUAAAUAUGUUGUGUGGCGAGUACAAUGAUUCCUAUCAGAUAGGAACAAUAUUACAAUGAUAUUUCUGAAACUUUUUGUACUGGUCGUUUGAAGAAGAGUAGUAAGCAUAUUAGUAUUGCAGUAAAUUAAUUCACUUGAUGAUGUACAUGUAGUUUUCGUUUUCUGUUGCAGCAGAGAUUGAUCCUUUUAUUUUGAUCAUGAAAGAAAAAGGGUAAUAAUACAUGCGAAGACCUUGAUUUUUUCUCCGAUGAAUAAGUAAACUCGUACUUGAUGUUGAGCAGAGUUUCCGGAUCUUUAGUUUUACUACAUCGACCUUUUUUACGGACAACAGCACCCUGCUUCUAUCUAGUUGGUUCAACUAAGUUGCUUACAUAUUUUCACAGGCGGAGGUGGUAGUCAAAAAAGAUUCUUCUUCAUCAGGCUCAUGCGUCCUUUUUUGAUUCAGAUUUUCGAGUGUGCUGUAGCUCUACUACUAGAACAACGACUGCUCAUCUGCUAUACAAUAAUUGAUUGUGUAGAAACGUCUCCAAAGUGAAACUUUUCUAUGCUUUCCUAUUUUCCUAGAAAUUCAAAUUCUAUAAUUCAUCAAAAUGCUAACCAUAAAUUUUCAAUUUAUUUUGCCUUUAUUUGAAUUCACUAACAGGAACUUCAUCUACGUACAUUGGUUCUCCUGACAGGAGAGUGAAAGAAUCACAUAGCAUCCUAGAUGAGAAAAUUCAGAAAGAUAAACACCUUUAACGACAUCCACCUCUUGGGUGGGCGGCCACCACAUCAGGAAAGACUCAACCGGAAGAAACGCCAACGUAAUUUGAAUUCAUGUCCAAAUUUUAUGUGCUUCAUCAAUGUAACAGGGACGACAGAUUACAGAAACAGCCUCCUUUGUUUCAU